This is a messenger RNA of Paramecium tetraurelia, 1584 nucleotides long. RefSeq lists its product as uncharacterized. Lineage: Eukaryota; Ciliophora; Oligohymenophorea; Peniculida; Parameciidae. The transcript has a single exon. Gene Ontology annotation, biological process: iron-sulfur cluster assembly. Gene Ontology annotation, cellular component: cytosolic [4Fe-4S] assembly targeting complex. The record is from RefSeq and is a predicted model, not a curated record. Gene Ontology annotation, molecular function: protein binding.
AUGUUUACUAAUUUCUAAACAAGAUUGCCAUAGGAAUUUUGUCUUCAUCAUGUUAACUAAAGAACAGAAUUCAUUCAUUUCAAAGAGAAUGAAUAAAAGGUUUAUUAUUACUGCACUUUCUGCAUAAAUGAAAACACCUAACUCCAUGGCAAGGUUGAAUCAAUAUAAAGGGUUGCUUAUGAGAUUGAAAGCAAUCUGAAGAUAGCAUAUUAUCCUGUUUUAGUCCAACUUUCAAAGCAGGAGAAAAUAAUAAGGAAUUUUUAAAAUGACUUCAUGAGAAUUUUUGAGAAAUGGAAAAAAUAUAUUUAAGAAUUACAGGACAAAUGUCAAUUCUAUGAUUUUGAAGAGCAAAUAAAACUAUUUUAUUUUGAUUUAAAUAAUCCGUCGACCUCAGAAAAAUAAAAAAAAAUUAUUUUAUUGAAAAUGUAAGCUGAAAAAGAAAGUCAAGUUCUCAAAAUUCAAUAAGAAAUAGAGUAAAUUAAAAUUUCUCUAAUAUAAUUCAAGUAAGAAAAUACAAUUAAGAUGGGGUUGAACUAGAAUCAAUAUCAAAUUUAUAAACUUAUAGGAGAAGCAGAAUAACAAUAAUAUCCUUGUGGAAUAUAAAUUUGUAAAAAUUUUAUGAUGGCCAGUAGUGAAUAAGAGGUCAAAAUAUGGUAACUAUAAAAAUCAGAUAUUGAUAAUACGAUGUAAAUUAAGGAGAUAGAAAGAUUUAAUUAUCACAAAGGUAGAAUUUUAUGUUCUGUUUACAGUAAAAAAAUAGACUGGUUUGCUACAAGUGGGUGUGAUGGAGAAAUAUUUUGUUCCAAACUAGUUGGCAAUAAAUGGGUCACUGUAAAUUCAAAGAAAUAUCAUCAUUCUAGUGUUUACACAUUGGUUUUAAAUAAUAAGGAAGAUUAAUUAUUUUCAGGAGGAUUCGAAGGUAAAGUAGGGAUUUGGAACAUUAAUUUAGAAAAAAACACUAUCACCUUUUCAUAUGAAUUAUUAGAAUCUUAAUGGAGUAUAUACAGUUUAUGUAUUAACCCAUCAGAUACAUGUCUAGUUUUAUCUAAGCUUGAUUAAACUCUAGUUCUUUGGACAAAAAAUAGCCAGACUUAACAAUAUGAAUAUUCUGAUAAACAUUCAAUAGAUAAUACAGGCUAUAGAUCUAAUUUUAUAAAUGAGGAUAAACUUGUUAUCUAAUAUUCCCAAAAAGAUAUCACAGGAGUAUUCAAUAUAAAAAAUAACAAAAUAAUUGAAAGAAAGGAUUUAGAGUUAGAAUUACAUGACGCAGAAGUCGAUGGAGAUUAUUUAUUUCCAACUAUUUAUAAUUCAUAAAAAUAAGUAUUAAUAUAAAAAUACGGUAAAUAUGUAUAUGUCAUUUAACAACUAUCUAAUGAGAAGUUAUAAAUUAUUUAAACUAUAGAUUGUUAAGAUAAUUUCAAUUAUGGAAAUUUAAGUGACGAUGGAAAUAUUUUAGUUAUUUGGGAUUCUACUUCUAAAAAAUUUAAAAUAUAUUCUAUUUAGAUGUAAACUUACAAUUCCAUUUUUUUAAAUUCAGAAUAUAAUAGUUUCUAAAAUACUGAAUUUUCUAAAAGAGAGGAUUGA